CAGAAACAUACGCUGACGUCAUUUUCAUGAGACGGAAGUGAGGAAUUGUAGUCGUUAGAAAUCCUGACAUGACAAAUCAAACUGAAUUCUGAAAACAUACACCAAGCCAAGUGAAAAAGAAACAGAUCUUUUGGGAAGUCUCCUGCACAAACAGAAAGGAUGCAUGGCAGAGUGAAGGUUAAAUCUACAGCCCAGCAGGAAGAGGAGAAAAGAAAGGACAGGGAGAAGAAACUGAAGAUAUACGUGGCUGCACGAGAUGCCUGUUUCUCUAAGAGAAAGGAGGGUAUUUGGGAUGAUGAGGCUCUCCAGAUCUCCCAGCAGCUACUAUCCUCCAAUCCUGACUUUGCAACCCUCUGGAACUACAGAAGAGAGAUCCUAAUGCACCUGGAGACUGUGAAGGACGAGGAUGAAGUGCAAAAGAUUUACGAGGCUGAGCUGUCAUUUCUUGAGUCUUGCCUGAAGGUGAAGCCAAAGUCCUACGGCAGCUGGCACCACCGUUGUUGGGUCUCAACCCGGUUGCCUCGACCGGACUGGGCCAGAGAGCUCAACUUGUGUGACCAAUGCUUGAACCUGGACGACCGCAACUUCCAUUGCUGGGAUUAUCGCCGGAUGGUUGUGAAGAUGUCCGGUGUGCCUGUGGAUAAGGAGUUGGCGUUUACUGAUCGUCUUAUUGGCUCCAACUUCUCCAACUACUCCAGCUGGCAUUACCGCAGCACCCUGCUGCCACUGCUCCACCCAGAGUCCCCUGAGCCUCCAUCACCUUGCUGCAAGCCUCCCCAGUCCUCCCCUCCACCUUCUCCGCAAAUCCACUCCCAUCGGGUCUGUGAAGAGCAGCUCCUCAAAGAAUAUGAGCUUGUACAGAAUGCUUUCUUCACUGACCCUAACGACCAGAGUGCUUGGUUCUACUAUCGCUGGUUGCUAGGCAGAGCGGAACGUGAAGAGAUGAUAAGCUGUGUGUACGUCAGUCGGGAUGAGGAGAGAGUGGCGGUCGCCUUCUCUCGGCCUGUUAAUGCGCAGUCUGUCGGCCUGCUGCUGGUCCUCGACGGUCUGCCCCAGAGAGUGGAGUGGAGCAGCGUCCACCCUCGCUUCAAACACAGCCCUGUCUGGAUCUGUGAUCUUCCUCCUGGAACGAUAAGCGACAUCCCAAAUGAACACAACCUGACUGUGCACUGGACUGAAAAACCCACGCACAGAGACUGUGCUCUGUACACAGGUCGAUCUGAAAGUUGGUGUCGGGACUCUGCCACGGAUCAGGAGCUUUUCAGGAGUGAACUCUCGGUAGAGAAGACCUCCGUGUUGCAGUCAGAGCUGCAAUCAUGCAACCAGCUACAAGAACUGGAGCCACUCAAUAAGUGGUGCUUAUUGACCAUUAUCCUCCUGAUGAGGGCACUAGACCCUCUGGGAUAUGAAAAAGAGACACUUGCUCAUUUCCAAACAUUGAGAGAAGUGGAUUCCAUGCGCUCUGCAUAUUACAGUGACCUUUGCAGCAAGUUUAUGAUUGAAAACACCAUCCUGAAAAUGGAGUAUGCUGAAGUGCGUGUCUUCAGUAUUUCUGACAAGAGUCUGACUACAUUAUGCCAUCUGGACCAGCUGUUAUUGGUUACCCAUAUCAAUCUGUCCUCCAAUCAGUUGCAGCGGCUGCCUCUUCAGUUCGCCAUGUUGCAGUGCCUGGAGGUCUUGGAGGCUGACGAUAACUCUAUAGAAAACCUGGAAGGAGUGUAUCACCUUCCCAAACUGGAGGAAGUCCUCUUGAAGAAUAACAAAAUCUCCACUUUGGCAGAUCUUCAGCCGCUGGCCUCCUGCCCCAAGCUGAAGUGCCUUGAUCUCCGUGGCAACCCUGUAACUCAGACGGACAACGUGGAGUCGAAGCUGGCGGAGCUGCUGCCCUCAGUCACAGACCUCCUGCUCUGAUCUGCCACCAUCUUCAUCGCCGUCGUUCUAUUGUCACUCACCGUUUUCCGCUGUGUUUGUUGUGUGUGAGAGAGAGAGAGAGCGAGAGAGCGAGAGAGCGAG
Cottoperca gobio is the source of this 2013-nucleotide messenger RNA. RefSeq names its product Rab geranylgeranyltransferase subunit alpha (gene rabggta). Gene Ontology annotation, cellular component: cytoplasm; Rab-protein geranylgeranyltransferase complex. Gene Ontology annotation, molecular function: protein binding; zinc ion binding; Rab geranylgeranyltransferase activity. Gene Ontology annotation, biological process: protein geranylgeranylation. The transcript has 17 exons. The record is from RefSeq and is a predicted model, not a curated record. Lineage: Eukaryota; Metazoa; Chordata; Actinopteri; Perciformes; Bovichtidae. The coding region runs from base 160 to 1911 and encodes 583 amino acids.